AUUUUUAUGGUCGUUUGCGAAUUAGUGUAUCUCCCGCAAAACGGCUCUCGCUCUCUCGCUCUCUCGCUCUCCCUCUCUUCUCUAUUUUGCAAUCGUGGAAAGGACUGCUCGUUGACGAUGUACACACACACGACACACGCCUGAUAUCCUGGCAGGAGGCAGACAGCGGCUACUCCACAUCAAAGUGAGCAUACGCGCUAUUGCUCCGGCAACAUGGGAGAGAUAGCUCUGGGGCAUGCGCACUCUGGACGCCGUUUCGUCUUCGAGCGCUUUGGAAUGGAGAGCAAUUUGGUGUGCUCCUAGUACAAGUAUUGAAGGUACAGAAACACCAUCGAACCGGGCAGAGCCAGCAAUCUUUGAGGCUUCGAAGUAGGGUGGAACUUUUCAUACACAAAUUUCCGUCGUUCCUGGCAGCGAUUUACUUGCUUGCUUUGCUGCAGAAGUUGAAGCUGUGUAGCUGCAAUCGUAGAUAUCGGAGUGCAAGAAAUCUAAAACGCCCGUCGCACGCCCAACCAGAGCCGUAUCGUGUGUACUGUCCGAAACGAGACACGAGAAGAAGAAGGAAAAAAACGAACUUCCUCCGUAGUAUGUGUUGUAACAGAAACGGCACCAGCACCAGCAGCACCAGCAGCAGCAGAAUAGAGCCUAAAGGCAGAUCGAAAAGGGAAAACCGCAAAAUGUAUCCGACCACCAUCUCCCGCUGCUGGUGGUAGGGUGGACCUGUCCGUCUGGUGCAAAGUGGAACAUGGGUGGCCACACACACACUAGCUGGCCGGGGCUGGUCUAGUGAUCCCGCUUCUCCCCAGUGUCAGUUGAAUCCGCCGACAAGAAACAUUCUUCCUGGUUCUUCUGGUUGCUGCUCCGUAACGGGGGCUCGGUGUGUAUUGCGUUCUCGGCCUGCUGCAAAGUGAACACCGCUGCUGAGCGAGAGCUUGCUGCAAAAAACACACAAACCGGGUCGUGCAAACCGCGGACGGGGGUCGUACAUAUAUGUGUAGCAUAUCCUGCCGCAAGGACUGUUUUUCGCACAUCGACAGUAAGACAGUGGUGAAGAGUUAGCGUGACUCACACGAGUUUGUUUCGAUAGGAAGUGACGAAAACUAACUCCAAAAAGAACUGACCAACCUGCUGCCAGCGGCAAACACUGUCGUGCAAAUCGCAAAGAGAAAAACGGGUGUCGAUUGCAUCGGUGGUCCCUCCCUGCUGUCGUGUGUAUGUGUGUGUAGGUGUGUGCGCGAUACAUCAGGUGUAGAGGAAGCAUCGGUUGAACGAGUUUUCCUUCCCGUCCCUUCAACCAGGACCAAACGAUGAGUCGUGCACGGCACACCUCCUCCAACCCUUCGGAUCAAAAAGGAAGUAGAAGUGUGUGCGUGCGCGCUGAGUGUGUGUGCGUAGAGAGUGUUUUGGUGUAGGUGCGCGCGUGUGUUAUUAGCGGAUGUGACGCUGCUGCUGCUGGUGCUGGUGGUGCUGGUUGACAGCGCAAAACGGAAGAAGCAGGCUAACCAAACGGGCAGUUAGUUCGAAGAGGGCAGCAGCAAACGUAGUAAUCUGCGGCGUAGUCGUAAAGAAGAUAUUGACGAAACAGCAGCCCCUAAUCCUUCUGUAAUUGACUGUAAAAAUCCUUCCCGUCAGCAGUGUCCGUGUGUUUGUGUGAGUGAUUCGAGUGAUUUCGGGGUUCGCACCUGAACAGAGGACGUCACACUGGCAGAGCAGCACCGUCGGAGCGGGGAGCAUUAGCGGCCGCAUCCAAAAAAAAAGAAAGGAAAUUCAUCAAAUAUCACCACAGACACACAGCGCAAAAUAACGUUCAACGUUCUCCGCAGCAAAAAUGCUGAUCCGGUGGAAAAGCAAAGAUAAAAGCUCAUCCUCAACAUCGUCAUCGUCGAGCACGUCGAAAAAGAAAAGAAAAGGAAGGGAAAGCGAGGAUGACUGGCAAAAUGACAAAAGCAACAGGAACCAGCCGACCGAUCAAGCGAUCGAUGAUAGGCGACGAUCGGCACGAAGCAGGGAAGAUCCCCGGCGACACACCCUCGGCGGCGAUAUGCUGCAGUAUCAGGCCCAAACGCAACCGCCAAACAUUCAACGAUCACUCGAUUUUGAGCAGACUCCACAGAUGCGUGUGUACACUCCGACGAACCAGGGACCAUUGUUUGACGAUGAUCCCGGCAUCAUGUCCGAGGCCGAAACGGCCAGCACGGGCUUCCGGCGGGGUGGCAAACAGCGCUCCUCCCUGCCGGUCGUAAGAACGCCAUCGAAAACGCUGGAGCGGCCCCUUGGGUUAGUGUUUCUGCAAUAUCGUUCCGAGACGAAACGGGCACUGCUGCCGAACGAGAUCACCUCGAUCGACACGGUACGAGCGCUGUUUGUGCGAUCCUUCCCGCGGCAGCUAACCAUGCAGUACCUCGAAGGGCCGAACGUGAAGAUAUACAUUCACGAUUCGAGCAAGGACAUGUUCUACGAGCUCGAGGAUGUGAGAUCGCAUCUCCGAGAAAUUCGAGAUCGUUCCGUGCUACGUUUGUUCGAGUCGAACGAAGUCAGUGCGCCGCAGGUCCUGCCUGGUGGACAAAAUAUUCCACAACCUCUACAACCGGCAGCGAUUCCAAACCAGUGGGAUCAAGAGCAGAGUUAUUUCAGCGAACCGGAGUUCGACUCGGAAUACCAACAUCAGCACAUCCACAAAAGCAAGCAACCUACUAAGACGCCGUAUUACGUUGGUACCACUCAAACGCUACCAAGAGGAAUGUACUCGGACAGAACCAAGGGAGCAAUAGGAGUAGCAUCGAAACCGAUCCGCUCGUACGGUUCACGCGGCAACAUUGCCGGCCCGAUGCCAUACACUACCGAGCAAUUGUACAACAUUCCAGAUGGAUACAUGAGUUCCCCGGAACGAAGUGGAGCAUCUCGAGGAGCGUACGAAGAGCCUUACUACAGCCAAUACGGUACACGUUCCGCAACCGUAACGCCAAUCAUCGAUGAAGAGCAAGGGGAUAUCUCGAUCGCGGAUGAUCAGUACGCCAUGUAUGGGGUGAAAAAUGUUGGACGAAUUCCACGAGUGCCACCAAACCAAAUGUACGACCAUACCAGAUCGGAAGAUCUUCAUAGAAUAAGAGUCGAGCAUAUGGAGCGACAGUUGGCCAACCUAACCGGACUGGUGCAGAAAGCAUUGACGCAAAAUCCUCAACUACCGCUAGUUAACAACAGCCCAAAUAUUCUAAACAUCCCUGGACAAUAUCGUAAUGCUGAAGCUACUGGAGAUGGUACAGUUUGCACGCGCGAAAAGCCACCAAAAUUGGGAAAAUCAACAUGUCAUAAAUCGGUUUCUUUUGAAAAAUCCGUUUCCUUCAGUGAUGACAUUCAAGGCGUGCCAAAAUCUCACAGCCCACAACACUCCGCAGAUACAAAACCUCCAAAGCCAGCGAUAAAAUCUUCUACCUUACCCAGAACCUCAUCACAGGAACGAGAUCGACUAAAACCACCACCACCUCCAAAGCCUUUGGUGAUGAUAGCGGGCAAUCAGUACCGCACCGACCUAACACUUGCACCGGAGGUGUACAAUCAGCUGCGCGGCCUGCAGAAGAAAGCUAUGGAUCUGCGCACGGAGGUUCGCACGCUUCGCCGAUUAACCCAAACACAGGCCGUAGCGGUACGGGAAGAUAUAAAAGAUACGUUCAUGAGAAUACGCGCCACCUUGCUUUCGAACUCCGGGUUUGUUUGGGGGCAAGGAGAUAAGGAAAGGACAAAUCUUACCAGAGAAGAAGAAAUCUACAAACAAGAAGUGAUUCGAUUGGAAAAGGACCUAGCCGAUUUAGAAUCAUCCGUAGAAGGUCUCAGAGGUGAAGUAAUCAACAGACGAACCCGUGUGAACAUGGUCGCUGUUGAAGACAUGGCCCUAGUGCUCAGCCGUGCGAGUAAAACCGUCGCUGAGCUUAAGAUGCGGUUCCCAGUGCUACAACAAGGGUUGAGAAAUCUGAUUUCCAACGAAAUGGAGCACGUUUGUCGGGAGGAAGCUUUUCUCAAAGAUGAGCCCGAUCGGCUUGAAAAUGCUCUAAGGCGAUGUAAAAAGCUAACCGGAACGCUGGUGACACUCAAAAGACUUGCAAGCGUGCAAGAGCAGCGAUUACCAAUUCCGGAUACGGCAGGCACUGAUGAAACGAUCAAACCUCCGGAAACACACAACAACGUGAACAAGCCAAUCCCAAGUCCCCGUCUGGGGACAGUCGUUGCCAGUGGAGGAAUCGCCCCAGAAAACGCACUCGAUGCUUUGCUAGAUGAACUGCAAACCUUUGCUAAACCGCCGAACGGUGUGAACGAGCACCGACCGGACGAUUCGACGUCAGACGACAGUUCGCAAACGUUGCAAAACAGCAUCACGACAAAGAUAUCCCAGUCGCAGCUAUACCCCUCCGAGCCCGUUUCCUCCAACGUCGGACUACGGCGGCUUCACUCGUAUCCGAGCGGUUCGGAUACGGACACGAGUCCACCGCAACCGACCCGUCCGACCACCGGCAAACCGCCCGUCCCGGAACGCAACGCCGAGCUGCUCUCGAAGGUGAACAACAAGCGAGUGCCCCCGCCGCCCCCACCGCGCACCAGCUCGCGCAGCCCGCUGGCUAGCCCGACCAGUCCGCACGUGCCGCAGCAUCACCGUGGCCAGCAGCAGCAGCAGCCGGCCGUCACGCUGUCCGACUGCGAGCAGCAGCAGCGCACUUCCGAGGGUACGGAUUCGGGCAGCGAAUCCGUCUGCUCGGACAACUCCCAGCGCCAGCUGGCCCUGGAGCUGCGCCACCAGGAGCUGCUGAAGAAGCAGCGCCAGCUGCAGGAGCAGUACCAGCGCCUGCAGCAGAUGAGCAAGAAUGCCGUUCCACUAGCGCCGACAACGAUGAACCACGAUAUCAAGAAGACGGGCAGCGAGUCCAACCUGCCGCUCAAGAUGGGCUACAACAUGACCGUGAGUGGCUCGAUGAAGAAUCUCUGUGGCGGCUCCGGCGACCCGACGCUGCCCUUCGAUCCAUCGCAGGGCUCGGUAGCAAACAACGUCGACCAUCAGGACGGAGGCGGUAGCGACAGUUCGACCGGUGGGCCGAACUCGCUGGACGGUGUCGCGAUCGGUGCGAACGGAAGUGUCGGCACGUUGCCACCACACCUGACGAAAACCACCAACAAAGUCUACGAAACGGACAUACUGUAAACAGCAUCCUUCUUAUCCUUCGCUUCUCCCUUCCACUAGCUACGUAGACCAAAGUGCAGAUAUGUCAGAACGGGGCCAGCACUCGUUCGUAUUACGUUCUGUCGUACAUCCGUUGACGACUGUCCUUACGCUUUUGAUCGGUUUUCUGAAGGCAUUAUCAAAACCAUAUUCGUUUAGUUGUUCCACUAUAGAAACUUCGAUAGGAUUGUUCGAACAGCAAUAUUGAGUUUGACUUGGUGUAAUCCAAAUAUUAUAAACAGCAACGGUAAACGCCAUGCAAUUAAACUUUAUUUUCAAAUGUUCUGCACAUAAUUCAUGAAAUGAUGCAAAUAGUUUAUCCUGCUGCAUAAUGUUGCCGAUCUCACUUUGUCGCAAAGCGCAUAGCCGUUAGUGCACUGCCCAUAGAAGAAGAAGAAGAAGAAGAAGGGAAAAAAAUCUAAGAUCCUUGGUGUCAGCUAACCCUUAGAACCCACUAAUGUACAAUUUUAUUUUCGUAGUACAGAUUCGUCGAUAUCUGUUAGAGAGUAAAUUAAUUGCGUUUUAAUAACAUGAAGUAGCUAAUAACAAUCAAAACUUUGUUUUAAAAUCAUUUCCAGAUAAGGUAGCUAAAUGUCUCUAGUAAGCGAUCGAGCUGCGUGUGUUCGUAGCAGGAUGUUUUUUUUUACACGCGAUUGUUACAAACUGUUCAGUUCACACCGGAGCGAUAGUAAUAAUAUUGUUGUGUUGCCAUAUCAUCUCUACGUUGGUCCAGUGGCUGAUACGUAAAUAAUGCAAAUCUCUAACAUGUACCACUCACUAUCAUACGUAUUCCUAACCCCCAGAAUGAACGUAAAUAUCUAUUCGUGCUUCGUACGUGUAUGUCUACGCAUACGUGUACCAAGUGUGAAACAGAUUGUGCCCCCCACCACUCUGUGUAUUGCACAACCAUAAAUGCCGUGUUAUCCAUCGUUCGAUGUUUGCACAAAAUACAAAAGCGAAGGACGAAGCAACUAUAGCUCACAAUCUUUCUCUCCCAGCUUCGCAAAAGCCCAUUAAACUCCCACUUGUCAUCGUAACCUUACUCUUGCCCGAGAUGCUUGAAGAUGCAAAGCAGACACACACACACACACACCGAUCGAACUGUUCCGACUGAUCAAUCUCCGCGACCCUCGACCCUCAAAAACACAGUAUAUCCCGUAACCAAACAGUGAAACUUAAAAUACUCUAGUCUAUAUCCCGCAAAUGUUUAGGAGCCGAAUGUAUCACACCAGAACUCAAGCAAAAGGACAAAAAUUGGACAAAACAAACACAAAAACGCGUAGCGGGCGGUAGCAAAGUGCUGUGUUGGACGUAUGUGGUUACAUAUUCAUUCAUUUGCAUUAGAGAUGAACCUCACCGGCAUCCAGGUGCCCAGGUAGACUCCGAUGCGAGCAGGCAAGGGAGGCAAGCGAAAGUAUAUAGAAUAUUACCAAAAAAACAACAACAAAAAUCAUUAAACACACCCACACAAACACAAUAAUCUCAUGGCAGCAAAAAUCACGAAAAAUCACGAAAAAUCACGAAGAAGAAUAUAUAAGUGUACUAGUCGACGGGGCAGAGCAACCGAAAUGCACCGAAAAUAUCGCAAAACCAACACACAAAAAGUAAGAUUCGUGUUCAAGUUCGCGCACCCCCUUCCUACUAAAAUACUAAAUCCACUUGGUAACAUCGAUCACAGUGUGAAAGGGAUUAGGGAUCCUAGCAGCAGCAGCAGCACAGCUCAGUAAAUGUGUAAACGUUGCGCUGGUUCUUAAGCGCAAACGUGGUGGAACGUAAUAGUGCAAUGCAAUUUCAGUGAUAAAAGCACACACACACACACACACACACCCAUAUACACCGUUUCAUAGUUUCGAAACAGGUGUGCACACACGAUGACGUGAUGAUGGCGUCGGUUAUUUGUUAAAAAUUAACUAUUUGUGAUCAAGCGGCGUAGGUAAUAGUGAAACAACAUUUAAUACACUCACGAUUGGCUAGUUAAAAUUCAUUAAUACAGUUAAUGUUCUGGAUCGUACACGGUGAGCAAGCGACAAUUGAUUCGCUUCCUUUUACACACGAACACACACACACUCUACCAAUGUGCACACAUGCGGAGUUCUAUUGUGUGCACGUCGAUCGUGCCAAAUCGAUCACGAUUCAUUUUGAUCGAUCAACGUGAUUCGAUUCGAUCACGUUGCCGUCGCAAGCAACACCGCGCGCUUUGUUUUCCCGAUGGCGCGAUGGCACUUCCACUAAUGGUCAAACUAUUCGCCUAAAAAACGUCACCCGUGCUCGGUGCUGUUUGUCCUGUAGAACGACACUCACGCAUCCCUACAGGAAGUGAACUUAACAGAAAGUGCAUAUUUUACUGCUGUAACAACACACAGACUUCGCAAAACGUUCGUUUAUCCCAUUCACGUUGCGUUGCAAACCGAAACGACGUUACGUGCACCGGCGGCAUUUCACACCUUAAAAACGUAGCUUAAGCGCACGGUGCGUAAAAAUCACGACGGUUUAAUGCAUGAAUGUUGAUUAGGUUUAUAGCGUGUAAGCUUCCCCAUUUUUGAUAGCUGUUUGCGAUCACACAAAACACAAAACAAACACAAUCAAAACACACAGACAGACACCUACACGCUGUGCACCGGUGCCAAUAUGUCGCCACUAUUAAACUGGUCUCCGGUUACGAUCGUGUCAAAGAUGUUUUAGGCAUAAAUCAAACGCAAUUGUUGUUGAAUAGAAAUGCGCCAAAAGAAAUGCGCGAAAGCGAGGGAACGCAAUACGGAAGCCGUACUAUACUUACUACCACCCCAAAAGGCACACUUCUUUACGUUGGAAAAAGGGCACGAUAGGUAUAAAACGAAAGAGAGUGAAAGAGAGAGAGAGAGAGAGAGAGAGAGAGAGAGAGAGAGAGAGAGAGAGA
Molecule: messenger RNA, 8102 nt
Organism: Anopheles coluzzii
Lineage: Eukaryota; Metazoa; Arthropoda; Insecta; Diptera; Culicidae
Product: coiled-coil domain-containing protein AGAP005037
Exons: 20
Coding region: 1829-5188 (1119 amino acids)
Cellular component (GO): cytoplasm
Source: RefSeq, a predicted model, not a curated record